Haliotis rubra (blacklip abalone) is the source of this 2723-nucleotide messenger RNA. Its product is annotated as kielin/chordin-like protein. The transcript has 14 exons. NCBI's taxonomy places the organism in Eukaryota, Metazoa, Mollusca, Gastropoda, Lepetellida, Haliotidae. Gene Ontology annotation, molecular function: protein binding. The coding region runs from base 1 to 2718 and encodes 905 amino acids. The record is from RefSeq and is a predicted model, not a curated record.
AUGGUGUUUCAGGAAGGACUGAUUGAGUGUACACCCAAGGAGUGUCCGCCCGCCACAUGCCAGCAUCCCAUCACCAUGACAGAUGCUUGCUGCCUAUCGUGUGAAGCUGGUUGCAGCUUCAAGGAUGGCAAGUACCUGACAGGGACCCGCUUCCCGGAUCCAGAAGAUGCCUGUGUCAGUUGUGUAUGUGAAAAGGGCAACGUGAGCUGCACCGUGGCCAGCUGUCCGAACCUGGGAGACUGUCAGAGUCCCACCCAGCUGGAGGGGGAGUGUUGUCCUGUGUGUCUUGACUGCGGAGCUCACGCUAAUGCAACCAAGUGGUACCCAAGCCGAUGUCAGGAGUGCUCCUGUGUGAAUGGUGAGGUGUCUUGUCAGCGAGUGAAGUGUACUGAUGUAGAAUGUCUGUUCCCUUACACCCCUGAUGGUUCCUGCUGUCCAGUUUGUGUGGCCUGUUUCUAUGAGGGUGCUAUCUACCAAGAUGGAGAGAAGUUCAAUCCUGAUGCCUGUCAGACAUGUGGUUGUCACCGUGGAAACAUUAUCUGUGAUGUCAAGGACUGCCCGGCAACCAACUGUCCUGCUCCAGUUACUCCGGCCAAUCAGUGCUGUGCUGUUUGUGAUAGUGAUUGUGAGUAUGAGGGUUCUGCUUAUAAGCACAGGACGACCUUCACCCCAUCGUACAACCCCUGUCUCCAGUGUUCCUGUGACAACUCCAUCGUCAGGUGUAACUCCAUCUCCUGCGCACCACACAACCUUCCAUGUCAACGUCCACUCAUCGCCCCCGGAGAAUGCUGUCCAUCUAGGUGUCCUCAGUGCAGCCAUGAAGGUUCUCAGUACAAUGAUGGAGAGACCUGGUCUCCAGCUGGCAUCCUGUGUCAGGUGUGUCAUUGUCGUAACGGCAUCGUCACGUGUCGCACCCGUGAAACCUGUGCCUUGGAGUGUACCCACGGUCUAGUGAGGGAUGGAGCUUGCUGCUCUGCCUGUACAGACUGCAUGUAUGACAGCAGAAUAAUCCAGGAUGGAGAGACGUUUGUGAGGAAUGGGUCGCCAUGCCAACAGUGUCAGUGUAAAGAGGGGAACAUAGAGUGUCAACUCGGAGGGCUUUGUCCCCUGCUGCCCUGCAAGAAGACUGAGACACCACAGGACCAGUGCUGCCCUCGCUGUGCAGAGUGCACAUAUGAAGGGCGGACCUAUCGCUAUGGGGAAAUGAUCACGAAGGACAAGUGCUCUCACUGCGUGUGUCGUGAAGGCCAGGUGACGUGUGAUCGAGUCCCAUGCCCCCAGUUGCGGUGUUCGGACCCACAGACAGUUCCAGGAGCGUGCUGUCCUGUCUGCUCCAGAUGUGAAUACUUCUCCAAGUUCUAUGAAGAUGGACAGACAUUUGUCUCACCUCGAGAUCCUUGCGAGUCUUGCCUGUGCAAAGAUGGGCAGGUGGCGUGCCGCAGCAUCAAGUCGGACUGUCCGGCCGUGCAGUGUACACAUCCUGGGUCUGUACGCAACCAGUGCUGCCGACAGUGUGACAACUGUAUGUACCUACGUCGCAUGUUCCGUAACGGCCAGAAGUUCACGCCCCCUGGUGGGGACCAGUGUCAAACCUGUGUAUGCAGGGAUGGGAGCGUGACGUGCAACAAGCUGGAAUGUCCAGAGCUCAACUGCCUCAACUCGUACACCCCUACAGGCCAUUGUUGCCCGAUUUGUCGCAUGUCCUGUGAGUAUGGAGGCCGAGAGUAUCGGGAGGGUCAGACAUUCCCCAACCCCCGGGACGAGUGUUCAGUGUGCACCUGUAGGGACAGUCGUGUAGACUGUGCGAAGCGCAAGUGUCCAUCGUCCAUGUGCCUGAGCCCUGCCACUCUGCCCGGGGACUGCUGUCCCAGCUGUGAGUUCUGCCUGUAUGACCGCCGCAUCUUCCUCAACCAUCAGCACUUCAUCCACCCCAGCAACCUGUGUGAGGAGUGUGUGUGCAACAGUGGGUCUGUGAUGUGUACAAUGAUAGACUGCCCCAAGCCCCCGUGUGACAACCCAAUGCCCAUGGCGGGACAAUGCUGUUUUGUGUGCCCCAAGAGCUGCACGUACCAGGGUCUAUCCUACGAGGAUGGACAGACGUUCCGCAGUCCACGAAACAAGUGUGAAGAGUGUCUGUGUCGUCAAGGUCGUGUCCAAUGUCAGCGUGACUCGUGUGCACGAGUGUCAUGCCGACAUCCAGCGGAGGAGGGUUGUUGUCGUGUGUGCAACAAUUGUUUCUUCAAAAAUCAGUUAUGGCGCAAUGGGCAGAAGUUCCCAGACCCUCAAGACGAGUGUUCAAAAUGUCGAUGUCAAAAUGGAGAAGUGUCUUGCCAACGUCAGCAGUGUCCGCCGGUAUCAUGUCGAAACCCUGUUAUUGAGAACUGCUGUCCUGUUUGUAGGGAGUGUGAGUACCAAGGGCGGAGAAUCGGCAGUGGUCAGACAUUCACCCGUGUUGGUGGGAGCUGUGAGACAUGUGUCUGUGUAGAGGGAAACGUGGAGUGCCAGCGGAAGAUGUGCCAGGAGGUAACAUGCCAACACCCAAUCGAACGUGACUGUUGUAAAGAGUGUACAGACUGUUUCUACCACGGCCGGCCCUUUAACAAUGGGCAGUCAUUCCCAGACACCCAGGAUCGGUGCAAGGAUUGCCACUGUAUUUCCGGAAGCGUCACGUGUGUAAGCAGCGUGUGUGCCCCCGAGCGCCGUGUAAGAACCCAGUGAAGACU